UGCACAGAUUUUGCACGAAGAGGGGGCGUGGCUGGUUAAAUGGCUGCUCCACUGAAGACCUCACAGCUAGCUGCCUUCACCUUCUGUGCGCGACAGCAUGGCGCGGAUGAGUGCGAUACCAAGGGCCUCCCGCUCACUCCCAACACUACCAACAUCCUGGGCCGCGCACAAUAUCUACUCACGCUACAGCAUCCUCAUCUAGCCGCUUAUCUGCAUUUCAAGAAAACCAAGAAUGAACGUGUGCUAUUGGUGACCGAGUGGUGCGAUGAUUGUCUAGAGAAUCAUGUCAAGUCAGGACGCUAUUCUGAUCCCGCCCACCUCUCCAGACUAACCAAUCAGAUCCUCCAAGCAUUAUCGUACCUCAAUGAUAUUCGAUUGGUUCAUCGUGACCUUUCUCCAUCUCGUAUUCUCCUCACCCCGGAGGGUGAGGUCAAAGUACACAACUAUGGGAUGUACUACAUGACCAAGCUCGGCAAAGAAGUCAAAUUUCCCAUUGGGUCACCACGGUACAUGGCACCAGAGGUCAUUCUGACGGGUCCUGAUACCAUACAUCCCUCCAGUCCCAAGGUUGACGUGUGGUCAUUAGGUGUCAUACUACUGGAGCUAGUCAUGGAGACGCCACUAUACCCUGACCUCUUCCUGAGGAAUGGACUUAAUUCCUUUUUCAAGCGAUUGCUACUACUCAAGGAAAACUAUCAGAGGAAGUCUGUCCAUCCGCUGGGAGCACUGCUGAAGGCACAUGGCGCUGCCGAUAAGAAGUUAUCCUCUGAGCUGUACUCCUUCCUGGAGGCUUGUCUCAUUCCAGUAUCCAAGCAACGAUCUGAUGCCAGAGAGCUGCUACAGCAUCCGUUCAUCACUCGCUACAACCAUCCGACCAAUCAUAUGACAGAACAGAUAGAGUACAAAUUUCUUUCUAGUCCAUUCACUAAUUUGAUUCGCUGCUCUCAACUUGCCACACCCACUAUGGACCACGUGAAUAAGCCACACCCCCUUCCUGAUCACCUGACUGAGCGUCCAAUGAGAGAGGUGUACUACUUGUGGAAUCUAGCCGGAGGAGAGCUGGAGGCAGAGCUAACCAAGAGAGGGAUCAUCCAGACAUGCCCUCCCGUCACCAUAUUGCCACGACUGGUGUUGAACAGUGGUGAGACGUUUGGGUCCCCUCUAAACAGAGUCGCCCUCUAUGAUAGUACCAUCAUCCCACUCUCACUGGAGCAGCUCAGAACGAGACUGGAAACCAUGACAACGCAAGACUAUUUCCCAUUGGAGGAAACAGAGUCAGAGUGCAAAGUUGAGUGGUCCACUCUUCAUGAGUCUGCCAAGUUGCCAUUGACGAUACGAGAGAGUGAUGUGGAGUACCAGUUCCAUCGUGUGGUCGUGUUCUCUCGUCUGCUGGAGGGCUACCCAUACACAAGGGGGCGUGUCAUGGGGGAGUCCCUAGUGGACGUGUGCCCACUGUACAGAGGUGACAUCUGGGCAGCUCUGCUAGGAAUCAAGGGUGACAUUGGACGUGUGUACGAGGCCAUAGACAAGGACACAGCCACACCCACUGAUCGACAGAUUGAUGUGGAUAUCCCACGCUGUCAUCAAUAUCAUCCCCUCCUGUCCUCCAGUGAGGGGCACAGCAAGUUCAGGAGGAUACUCAAGUCUUGGGUGGGAUCACAUGCAAGGCUGGUAUACUGGCAGGGUUUGGAUUCGCUGUGUGCACCGUUUCUCUCUCUCAAUUUCAACAACGAAGCUUUGGCCUAUUCAUGUUUAAGUGCCUUCAUUGACAAAUAUCUGCACAAGUUCUUCCUGAGAGACAACUCUGCCAUCAUGCAAGAGUACCUGGCUGUAUUCAACCAGCUAGUAGCAUUCCAUGAUCCAGCACUGUUCAAUCAUCUGGACAGCAUUGGAUUCGUACCAGACCUCUAUGCCAUCCCAUGGUUCCUGACCAUGUUCACACAUAUUCUGCCCUUGAACAAGAUCUACCACUUGUGGGACACCUUGUUGCUAGGCAACAGCUCAUUCCCGCUGUGUGUGGGUGUGGCCAUUCUCCUCCAGCUACGUGAUGAUCUCCUCUCCUUUGAUUUCAACGAAUGCAUCCUGAUGUUCUCAGACCUACCAGAUCUUGACAUACAGCAGUGUGUGUUUGAUGCUGUACGACUCUAUCAGCUGACUCCGCCCAGUGCCGUGGCUAGACUGCAUGAUCCCGCCCACUCACAGCCUAACAACUGUCUCCCUGAAGCAGCGUGCCGACAGCCCCUUCCACUGGACGUUUUGAGGGCGGAGUCUUGUCCUCGUAUAUCUGCCCAAGAUCUCAUCACUCUCGCUAGACUAGAGCCACAAACCCUCGGCUAUAGCGGCAACUUGACCUCUGACCCCAUCAAGGACAACCCCCUCAUGGCAAGGGGCGGGGCUAGAGGAACAAAAAAGUCACGUCAACGUGCUGUGAUUAUUGACAUCCGUCCAAUGGAUGAAUUCCGGGCAGGUCAUGUGAUCCACUCUCUGAAUAUGCCCCAGGAUACGGCAUUCCUUGCUGAUGGUUCGCUGUCACCGUCACAGCCUGGGCUCGGGCGUGUACCGAGGGGGCGUGUCCUCGUGGUCACUGGUAAUAAGGGAGAUACGGGACCCGUGUUUGCUCGUCAGUUGGUGCGUCUUGCUUUCCCCAAGGUAUGUGUGUUGGAUGGGGGCGCUGGGGUGUUGCGAACACUCGGACUAUUGACCUCUCUUAACAACGACCCUUAGCAACAACUAUUGCUCUAUUUUUAUUACUGAUUUACUCGUACAAUUAGACAGGGUUACAUUCAUUUUGUACAAUUUAAUUUGUUAUUUAAAAAGACACAAUAGAUUCUUCAUCUGC
Molecule: messenger RNA, 2839 nt
Organism: Halichondria panicea
Lineage: Eukaryota; Metazoa; Porifera; Demospongiae; Suberitida; Halichondriidae
Product: TBC domain-containing protein kinase-like protein
Exons: 22
Coding region: 40-2724 (894 amino acids)
Biological process (GO): MAPK cascade; protein phosphorylation
Molecular function (GO): MAP kinase kinase activity; ATP binding
Source: RefSeq, a predicted model, not a curated record